UGGCCACAUCAACUCCUUCUGUUACCAAAACUCCAUUUUGUCAACUCUUGCAUUGACCACCUAUGAGCAAAACUAACCAAGUCUCCGCCGGAACACUGGAUUCCGGCAACCACAUUCCCAUGUCAAAGAAGAACAAGAAGCUCUUCUUCUUCGCUUCCCUCACUACUCUGCUCCUUGUCUCCGCCAUUGUCGGCGUUUCCGUCGGAGUUAACUCCCGCAAAAACUCCGGCGAUGGCCUCCACAAUGUCCAUUCGAGAAUGGCACACGCAAUUGUCAAAAGCGCUUGCAGUUCCACCAUGUACCCCGAUCUCUGCUUCUCCGCCAUCGUCACUGAACCCGGCUUCGCUCGGAAAGUCUCCACCCACAAAGACAUCAUAGAACUAUCCCUCAACAUUACCAUCAGAGCCGCACAACACAACUACUUCAACGUCAGGAAGCUCCAAACCAGAAAAGGCCUCACAAAGAGAGAGAAAAUCGCUCUUCACGAUUGCUUAGAAACGAUUGACAACACCCUGGACGAGCUUCACCGAGCCAUCGCCGACCUCGAAGACUCCGGUCAUCACGCCGACGACCUCAAGACUCUCAUCAGCGCCGCCAUAACCAACCAAGAGACCUGCCUGGACGGGUUUUCCCACGACGGCGCUGAUAAACACGUGAGAGAAGGGCUGAUGGACAGGCAACUUCACGUGGAACGCAUGUGCAGCAACGCACUGGCGAUGAUCAAGAACAUGACGGACAGUGAAGUGUCGAUGAGAAAUAGAAAAUUGACGGAGGUGGAUGAGGCGGCGGACGGGGUAAGGUGGCCGGAGUGCAUAUCGGCGGGAGACAGGAGGCUUCUGCAGGCGCCGACGGUGACUCCAAAUGUGGUGGUGGCAGCGGACGGGAGUGGGAAUUACAGGACCGUGGCGGAGGCGGUGGCGGCGGCGCCAGAGGGGAGCAGCACGAGGUAUGUGAUAAGAAUAAAAGCAGGAGUGUACAGAGAGAACGUGGAAGUGACGAAGAAGAAGACGAAUAUAAUGUUUGUGGGAGACGGAAGAACCAACACUGUCAUCACAGGAAACAGAAACGUCGUUGAUGGAAGCACAACCUUUCACUCCGCCACUGUAGCUGUAGUAGGAGAACGAUUCUUGGCUCGAGACAUAACCUUUCAAAACACGGCCGGUCCGUCCAAGCACCAGGCGGUGGCUCUCCGGGUGGGCGCCGACCUUUCCGCCUUCUACCGGUGCGACGUGCUCGCAUAUCAGGACUCCCUCUACGUCCACAGCAACCGCCAGUUCUUCAUAAACUGUCUAAUAGCAGGCACCGUCGACUUCAUCUUCGGCGACUCUGCCGUCGUCUUACAAGACUGCGACAUCCAUGCCCGCCGUCCCAACUCCGGCCAGAAGAACAUGGUCACCGCACAAGGCCGUGUCGACCCUAAUCAGAACACCGGCAUCGUCAUCCAUAACUGCAGAAUCGGCGCCACCCAGGAUUUAUUGGCAGUGAAGGGAAGCGUGGAAACGUACCUGGGGAGGCCAUGGAAGGAGUAUUCAAGGACGGUGAUAAUGAAGAGUGAGAUAAGCGACGUGAUCCAGCCAGAAGGAUGGUUCCCUUGGGAAGGGAAUUUUGCGUUGAACACUUUGUUCUACGGGGAGUAUCAGAACACUGGACCUGGAGCUGUUACUUCUGCAAGAGUUAACUGGAAAGGAUUUAGGGUUAUUACCAGUGCCACUGAAGCUCAAAGUUUCACUCCUGGAAACUUCAUUGCAGGCUCUAGCUGGUUGCGUUCUACAGGCUUCCCAUUUGCCCUUGGCCUGUAAGUUAACUUUGGAAAAAUAAUUUGACUCUGCAGAGUCUAGCCAGUGAUCUAUAUUGUUGAUCAGUGGUUUGAACUCCGAUAACAUACAGCUAACUAAUAAUGCUGUAAUCCCUAAGCCACCGGCCAGUUUGUGCAAUUUUUCUUAAGUUAUUGUAUUAAACAUUAAGGAUAUAUGCUUCUUUGUUUGGCCGGGGGGUUAAUUAAAAGAAAGCAAGGAUGUGCUUUUUAAGAAGUGGACAUGUGAACUGAGGCAGAGAUUCAAAAUGUUGUA
Molecule: messenger RNA, 2069 nt
Organism: Prosopis cineraria
Lineage: Eukaryota; Viridiplantae; Streptophyta; Magnoliopsida; Fabales; Fabaceae
Product: pectinesterase-like
Exons: 3
Coding region: 63-1799 (578 amino acids)
Biological process (GO): cell wall modification
Molecular function (GO): pectinesterase inhibitor activity; pectinesterase activity
Source: RefSeq, a predicted model, not a curated record